AUGAGUAAAAGAGACGUUGUACUUGCUCCAAAUGCCAAGCGUUUAAAAACAGAUGAAACUCCCUUGGAGCGAAAGAUUUUAUAUGUCGUCCUAGAAGGUUGUAGCUUGGAGACUGCUAAGAUAGGAAAGGAAUACGUUAUCCUAUGCAGUGACAAGCAUGCUAACUUUUUGAGGAAAAAUAAGAAGGACCCCUCAGAUUACAGACCUGACAUUCUUCAUCAAUGUUUAUUGAAUCUUCUCGACAGUCCCUUGAACAGAGCAGGAUUACUUCAAGUUUAUUUCCGAACACAAAAAAAUGUUCUCGUGGAAGUUAACGCACAGUGCAGAAUUCCAAGAACUUUCGACAGAUUCUGUGGACUUAUGGUUCAAUUAUUACAUAAGCUAUCUGUAAGAGCAGCUGAAUCAAACACCAAACUUCUGAAAGUCGUCCAAAAUCCCGUUACCAAUUAUGUUCCCGUUGGAUGCAGAAAGGUUUUGAUGUCUUUCAAUACAAACGAACUUGUUCAACCUAAUAAACUCGUCGAAGCUGGCGUUGAGCAACCUUUACUUGUCGUUAUUGGAGGUAUUGCUAAAGGAAAGAUUGUAUGCGAUUUCACAGAGGCUGAUAUCAAAAUCAGUAACUAUCCUUUGAGUGCUGCCCUUUGUUGUGCCAAAGUUACAAGUGGGCUAGAAGAAACUUGGGGAAUCAUCUAA
Molecule: messenger RNA, 693 nt
Organism: Auanema sp. JU1783
Lineage: Eukaryota; Metazoa; Nematoda; Chromadorea; Rhabditida; Rhabditidae
Source: the annotation of a GenBank genome assembly